Messenger RNA from Colius striatus (speckled mousebird), 5772 nucleotides. It is a transcript of the gene SMG7, whose product is annotated as SMG7 nonsense mediated mRNA decay factor. Gene Ontology annotation, cellular component: telomerase holoenzyme complex. NCBI's taxonomy places the organism in Eukaryota, Metazoa, Chordata, Aves, Coliiformes, Coliidae. The record is from RefSeq and is a predicted model, not a curated record. Gene Ontology annotation, molecular function: telomeric repeat DNA binding; protein binding; telomerase RNA binding. The transcript has 22 exons. Gene Ontology annotation, biological process: nuclear-transcribed mRNA catabolic process, nonsense-mediated decay. Bases 326 to 3754 code for a protein of 1142 amino acids.
GUCGAGGCGCUUCAGCGGGGCGGCGGGGAGGCGGGCGAGGGCCUGCCGGCGGUUGCCAGGGCCUGCCGGGGCCUUUGAGGCCGCCGCGGUCCGCGUUGCUGGGGCCGGCGGGGCGCGGGAGAGGUCUGCCUGGUCGGAGCGCAGAGCGGGGACACUCCCGCCCCUUCCUUCCUGUCGCCCCUCCCCCGCGGCGGCAGGCCCUGCACGGGAAGAUGGCGGCGGCGGCCGGAGGCGGCAGCGGCAGCAGCAGCGGCGGCGGCGCGGGGGCGGCGGGCCGGCCCGGGCUGUGAGACCCGCGGCGGGACGGGGCGGCGAGCGGCGGAGGAUGAGCCUGCUGUGUGCGCAGUAUCUCCGGCAGGCAGAAGUCCUGAAGGCUGACAUGACAGAUUCGAAGCUGGGUCCAGCAGAAGUCUGGACAUCCAGACAGGCUCUACAGGACUUAUACCAGAAAAUGCUAGUGACCGAUUUGGAGUAUGCUUUAGAUAAAAAAGUGGAGCAGGACCUUUGGAAUCAUGCCUUUAAAAACCAGAUCACGACGCUACAGGGUCAGGCGAAAAACAGAGCAAAUCCAAAUCGGAGUGAAGUCCAGGCGAACCUUUCUCUGUUCUUAGAGGCAGCUAGUGGCUUCUACACACAGUUAUUACAGGAAUUGUGCACAGUUUUUAAUGUAGACUUGCCAUGUCGUGUAAAGUCUUCCCAGCUGGGAAUCAUUAGCAAUAAGCAGACGCACACCAGCGCCAUAGUGAAGCCACAGUCUAGCUCCUGCUCUUACAUCUGCCAGCACUGCCUUGUCCACCUUGGAGAUAUUGCUCGCUAUAGGAAUCAGACCAGCCAGGCAGAGUCUUACUACAGACAUGCAGCUCAGCUUGUCCCUUCUAAUGGUCAGCCUUAUAAUCAGUUGGCUAUUCUAGCUUCCUCCAAAGGAGACCACUUGACCACAAUUUUCUACUACUGCAGAAGCAUUGCUGUGAAGUUUCCUUUCCCAGCUGCCUCCACUAACCUACAAAAAGCACUUUCUAAAGCACUGGAAAGUCGUGAUGAGGUGAAGACUCGAUGGAGUGUGUCUGACUUCAUCAAGGCCUUCAUUAAAUUCCAUGGCCAUGUGUACCUGAGUAAGAGCUUGGAGAAGCUGAGCCCUCUUCGAGAAAAGCUGGAAGAACAGUUCAAGAGAUUGUUAUUCCAAAAGGCCUUCAAUUCGCAGCAGUUGGUCCAUAUUACAGUUAUCAAUCUGUUUCAAUUACAUCACCUUCGAGACUUCAGCAAUGAAACUGAGCAGCACAGCUACAGCCAGGAUGAGCAGCUCUGCUGGACGCAGUUACUGGCUCUCUUCAUGUCCUUUCUUGGAGUUCUGUGCAAGUGUCCUUUACAAAAUGACUACCAGGAGGACUCUGGGGCUGCAUAUCCUCUUCCAGCUGUGAAGGUUUCAAUGGACUGGCUGAAACUUAGGCCCAGUGUAUUCCAGGAGGCGGUGGUUGAUGAAAGACGGUAUAUAUGGCCCUGGCUGAUUUCUCUUCUAAACAGCUUCCAGCCUCAUGAGGAAGAUCUCUCCAAUAAUAAUGCAACUCCCCUUCCAGAAGAAUUUGAGUUGCAAGGAUUCCUGGCUCUGAGGCCCUCAUUCAGGAACUUGGAUUUUUCCAAAGGCCACCAGGCAAUUACAGGAGAUAAGGAAGGGCAACAGCGUCGGAUACGGCAGCAACGUCUGAUCUUCAUAGGCAAAUGGAUUGCUGAUAACCAGCCGAGGUUGAUUCAGUGUGAAAAUGAGGUAGGAAAGCUGUUGUUUUUGACGGAAAUCCCAGAAUUGUUACUAGAGGACCCUAAUGAAGCCAAAGAGAGUCUGGCCUUGCAGGAAACAUCUAUUGCAGAGCCGCUGUCUACAGAUGGGAGCCCUGGACUCAAAUCAGUUCUAUCCUCUGGCAGAAGCCUGAACAACAACUGUGAUGCAGGAGAAAAACCAAUGGUCACGUUCAAAGAGAACAUCAAGCCACGGGAAAUUAACAGAGAGCAGGGGCGAAUCUAUCCCCCUAAAGAUGUAGGUAGGGAAAGACGGGACUACAGCAAAGGAAUAGUAGCCAAUAAGAACGAUGGAAAGAAGGAUAACAAUAAAAGAAAGAACGAGACCAAGAAAUGCGGCUUGGAUAAGAUGCAGGAAGCAGGAAAGCAGAAUGUGGCAGUUCAGGUGAAAUCCCAGACAGAGAUGAGGAAGACUCCGGUGUCUGAAGCCAGGAAAACACCUGUAACUCAGACUCCAAGUCAGGCCAGCAGUUCUCAGUUCAUCCCCAUUCAUCACCCAGGAGCCUUCCCUCCCCUUCCUAGCCGGCCAGGAUUUCCACCUCCAACCUACGUGGUCCCCCCUCCUGUGGCUUUUUCCAUGGGCACGGGCUACACUUUCCCAGGUGGUGUUUCUGUCCCAGGAACCUUCCUCCAGCCCACAGCUCACUCACCUGCAGGAAACCAGGUGCAAGGUGGGAAACAGUCCCACAUUCCUUACAGCCAGCAACGGCCCUCUGGACCGGGGCCAAUGACCCAGGGACCUCAGCAAACACCACCUCCUUCCCAGCAACCCCUCUCAUCUUUACCAGCUCAGGCAACAGCACAGUCCGCAAGUCAGUUACAGGUCCAAGCUCUGGCCCAGCAACAGCAGCAGCAAUCCCCUACAAAAGCUGUGCAAGGCCUGGGGAAGAGCCCACCUCGCCACUCUGGAUUCCAGCAGUAUUCACAGACAGACUCAUCAAAGCAGCUCUGGAGUCCACCUCAAGUCCAAGGCUCACUGGGGAAGAUCAUGCCUGUAAAGCAGUCCUAUUACCUGCAGGCCCAGGACCCUCUGAAAUUAUUUGAACAGUCAUUACAGCCUCCUGUGAUGCAACAGCAACCUCUGGAGAAAAAAAUGAAGCCUUUCCCAAUGGAGCCAUAUAACCAGAACCCCUCAGAAGUCAAGGUGCCAGAAUAUUACUGGGACUCUUCCUAUGGCAUGACUGACAACAGGGUAGUGGCACAGCAGUCCAACAUGGACCGCAGGGGAAAACGACAAGGAGUCUUCCGCCCAGAGCAGGAUGCUGUCUCCAGGAUGACCUUUGAGAAGUCCCUGCUGGAAAAACCAUCAGAAUUGAUGUCUCAGUCAUCAUCCUUCCUAUCCCUCAGUGGCUUUUCUCUUAAUCAGGAAAGAUACCCAAAUAAUAGCAUGUUCAAUGAGGUGUAUGGGAAAAACAUGAAUACCAGCACAAAAACAGAAGUCACCCCUUCAGUUGCCCAUCAGGAGACUUCAUUGUAUUCUCUCUUUGAAGGGACUCCGUGGUCUCCAUCCCUUCCAGCCAGUUCAGAUCAUUCGACACCAGCCAGCCAGUCUCCUCACUCCUCCAACCCCAGCAGCUUGCCAAGCUCCCCUCCAACCCAUAACCACAAUUCUGUUCCUUUCUCCAACUUCGGACCUAUUGGGACUCCAGACAACAGAGAGAGGAGAGUCGCAGAUCGCUGGAAAACAGAUAAGCCAGCCAUGGGAGGGUUUGGUCUGGACUAUCUCCCAGCAACAUCAUCGUCUUCGGAGAGCAGUUGGCACCAGUCCAGUGCUCCCAGUGGCACCUGGGCAGCCCAAGGCCCUCCUGCCAUGGAGGACUCUUCAGCUGUGCUAAUGGAGAGCCUGAAGUCCAUCUGGUCCAGUUCCAUGAUGCACCCUGGACCCUCAGCCCUGGAGCAGCUGUUAAUGCAGCAGAAGCAGAAGCAGCAACGCGGACAAGGCACCAUGAACCCGCCGCACUGAGACAGAGGUGACGACCCUUGCAAACGAAGGCUCCAUAAACCAUGGCAUGUUGGGUUUGCAGGACUGGCCCACACGGUCCUGUGCAGGUGGCAGCCCUCUCUUCUGUUCCUUGCCGUCAGGAGGGCGUAAGUGCUCCACCGACGCACUGAGUGUGCACAAAACGCCCGCAGCGCGAGGAAAACAACAUCAGGAUCUCUCCCAUCCCUGGGCCCUCCGGAGGGAGAGAGGAACUGCUGUUUGUCUCACUCAGUGACCCGAUAUCACCGCCUCUCACCUUCGCCAUCGUGCAUGUCCCCAGCCACAUGGGAAGCAAAAGCUGAGAAUGAAAGGCAGAUGGGAGAAGCCAAUGAGAACUUUUAAAUCCUUUUCCUCUCUUUGGGGAGAUAAACUAGGAAUCCAUUAAUGAUUGCUUCGCUGACUGAGAAUGUAGUUGAAAUUUACUCCUAAACAUCUUUAUUACUAUCUCGGUAGUAAGAUCACACUGAAUUCUUCCGUACACAGACGUGCUUCGUAGUCAGUGUGUAGCAAUGAAAACCCCAGUUGCCGUUCUGGUCAGAGGCGGUUAGUGGCAAGAUGGGGCUCUCUCCUGGGCUAGCGAAGGAGUUUCAUGAAGGAGAGUCUGGCACUUGACACCACCCUUCACCCACGGGCUUUGGCCAGCCGACGGGUGGCUUAGAGACUCCAGCAUGAAAUGCCCUCCUCUCAGCAGGUGUUGGAGCCGUAACCAGUGAUGUGGAGCAUCGCAGUGCUCUGCUGGACAAGCCACUUAACUGCUAUGGGGUUUUAAAUUAAUGUUUGAUUCCUGUACGUUUUACUGUAGCAUAGUGGCUAGCCCCACCAAGGGCAGGCUAGUCUGUGCAUUCACAGCCUGACUCAUUUUCAUAGGUAGGUAGGAAGCUUUCAACGCUUUUUGGUUUGGGUUUUAUUUUUUCUCUUUCUCUCUCCAUCCUCUCGUCUUCACCAGACGCUUAGUAGUUUCAUUACCAACAUGCAGCAUCUUGCAGGAAAUAAUCAGGGGUCCAGCAGGGCUGGGUAGAGCCGAGAGUCAGCCCUGGCAGCACCUCAGCUCCACAGAACACCCCUCAUCCAGCUGCAGCCCCAAACUGUCUGCGCCAGAAGGAACCGCAAGGCGCCUGUGGACACGCGUGUGCGUAACCCUCACACGGAAGGAAGCAGAGUGCUGCUCAUAGAGGAAAAGGUGCAGAAGGGAAAAAGAAAACAUUUUUGUUUGCUAUUUAUUAGGGGGAAGGAAGACUGGAAGCUUCGUUAAUGAAAAGGACAGCUUUUUUUGUUAGGUUUCCCAGGGAAGUUAAGGAAACAAUCUCAACGUCCGUUUGCUGUGUUUAGCAGUAGGGGUUUGUGUGAUGAUUCAGGAUCUCUGAGCUGGAAGUCAGCUGCAGAGCAAAAGCAAAGCACAUGCAGGAGCCGAAGCGACACGAGCCUGGGCAGCCCCAAAGAACACAAAAAGGGAAGACGGAGGAGACCAGAUUCCCCCACCCUGGGGGUACGAGCAGCUCCCCAUGAUCUCCACCUGAGCAACAUCACUCUUCUCUGUGGCAUUUCGAAGCUGUAUUUCCUUUAAAAAGUCCAAAAAGGUGAAGUUCCCACUGGGUGGUCAUCUGAACCGACCCCCCUGUCCUUCCUUCCCUCCAGCCCUCCCGGUUAGUGUCCUGAGCUGUGCACCCAGGCAGCUGCCACAUUCCAGUGGUUGAACCCUCACUGACUUGCACCCCAGACGAGCUAACCAGGUUCUCCAUCCCACUCUCGGCUGUGCCAGGGUCCCGGCUGCGCCAGGUCCCUGCAGCCGCACAGAUCCACUUGUGCAUGAGCCUCUGGCCUGGGGAAUGCGCCCGGCCCUGGGCUGGGGCCACUCCCGGCCCCGGGGCAGCGAGGGAAGGAGCCCCCCACAGAAACUGGUUCGUGUCGUAAGCUUUUUUUGUGUUUUUUGUCUGUCUGUGCAAGAACUGCAGCUGCUGAAAUCAGCUUUGCCUUUAAUUAAACUAUGUUCUCUCCAUCCA